AUUUUAAACUCUCGCUAUACGUGGCACAAAGGAGCGCCAUAUUUAGAAACAUUCUACAGAGUGACUGACAGCUGCUGAAUGUGAUGUAAAGAUCAAGGUUAUUUCAAUCAAACAGCUGCCACAGAUGACCAUAAGACUGCAGUAAAGGCCAGUAGAGAUCUGCCACAUCAAGUUACAGGAAUUAACUUGGAUAGUCUAGAUGACCACAACAGCAUGGCCAGUGUAGAGGAUAGUCUAGAUGACCACAACAGUAUGGCCAGUGGAGAGGAUAGUCUAGACGACCACAACAGUAGGGCGAGUGGAGAGGAUAGUCUAGACGACCACAACAGUAAGGCCAGUGUAGAGGACAUCUCAACAUAUUUUACAGGUACACAUGAAGUACAAGAAUGUCUUGAAGGUCAAGGUGAGGUAGAUUUACACACACACCUGGCAAGUUGUGAGAAAAAUCCUGGCCACAACAACUUUGUACCUGUAAAUCAAUUAAGUCUUGAACAUUUUCCUCCUGGUUACCAUGACAACGAUGUGUAUGACCUCACAAAAGUCCUGGCUGAUGUAAUGGUCAGGAUAGCCGUUAAGUUUACCAGUCCAGACAGACCAGAGUUUGUAGAAGGCGCUGAAGAUCCAUAUCCGUGCUACAACACCAGGGGACAGAACUCACUACAUACAGGGACUGGGAGGAUGAUCAAGUGCACAAAGGGAAUGAAACGGCCCACCGACAUAACUUGUCCAUGUCCUGAAUGUGACCACUCGGACACACCCAGCAAAGUGUGGUGGGAGGUUCAUGUGUUGACAGCCAGGCAUGUGCUUUUUGAUGAUAGUGAGGCGAGACAGUCCAGCUGUAGGUUGUGGUUUGAUGAUGAUAAAAGUCCAGUGGUCAAGAUUUAUGGGUGGAAGGUGGGUUUGCUUUCAGUCACUGAGAGAGACAUGUGUGUGUUGUAUUGUGUGACACAUGAAGUAGUUGUAGCUGAUAAACUGGAGGAGAUGGUGAGGCGGUUUGUUUAUCUACGUGAUAAAGUAAGGGACAAAUACGAGAGUCGUAGAGGUGUGGACAAGCUGACCAUUAUAGUGUCACAUCCUCAUGGCUGUUCUAAGCAGGUCUCUGUAGGUCACUGGGUGGACAGGCAGGUGGUGAGGGGUAACUUAACCAGGUAUACGUACACAACGUGUACCUGUCCAGGUAGCAGUGGAGCUUGGGUCUACAGACUGGGGUGUGACUGGUGGUCUGGCCAUCCCCACAGUGGAGCUAAGUCCGGUGGAUUAAAUUAUAGUGGGGUGUGGGGGGACUUUUAGUUGUCUGCUCUUGUAUAGAAUGUAAACAAACAUGGCACCUGUUGAAUGUCUGCUCUUAAAUUAUUUCUUGACAUUAUUGUAGAGCUUUAUUAAACUUUUAAUCAAUUAUCUCGUUAUUUUUAUCAGAGAAAAAGUUGUUGAUUGUUUAAUUGGGAGUAGAGAAAAAAACGAUCUCACAAA
This is a messenger RNA of Physella acuta, 1470 nucleotides long. RefSeq lists its product as uncharacterized. The record is from RefSeq and is a predicted model, not a curated record. Lineage: Eukaryota; Metazoa; Mollusca; Gastropoda; Physidae.